AUGGCCAACGCAAAAUCCCCACGCACGGCAGAGGUGAAGAAGCGACCUACCCGUGAGAAGAGAAAGAAGACCUCAAAACGGAAUUCUUCGCCGCGAGAGACCGACGAUGCCAAUCAAAUGACCUUCGUUGACAGAAAGUCGCUCUUUCCCAUCCUCGACCUACCUGCGGAGCUUCGCAACGCAAUUUACGAGUACGCCGCUCUCGACGCCACCGCCGUCGUGCGUCCGAACGUCCGUGGCAAGGUCCUGAGUAACUCGCCACUCACUCGAGUCUCGCACCAGGUCCGAGAAGAAUAUAGCUCCAUGCUCCUGCUCACCGCCCCCACAAUCACGGCUCACGUCAAAGACCUCGACUUCGCGCAUAUCGUGGCCCUCUUGAACAGGCUAUCGGACCAAGAGCUCCGCGCUCUACCAUCAAUCACUCUCCCCUCCGACCGCAGCAUCAGGAUAAAUCUGCACAUAACAGAAGCCUGCGCAACACAUUCUGACACCCUCACGCGCUGGCUCCUUCGGCUCGAACAUCCCACCAAAAGCGGCACGAAUCUCAACAUUACCUAUCGCGCUUUGGGUAUUCAUCAUUUCACCCCGUCACGGCCUUACGACGACGUCGUUCACUCUUGGGCUUCUCUGAAUCCUGCCGUGUUGGCCUGGCGAGCCAACAAGCGGGCCGUGCCUCAGGAUGGGUCGCCAGUCGGUGCUAUCUAUCAAGCACUGAAGAAGAUGCUUCCACGGGUGGAGAAGGAGGAGUCCGCCGGAAGGAUUAAGGAGGAGUUGAAGAAGAUUAUCGAAGCUUUGCGGUUCUCAGCAUCUCCUGCGGGGUCUUACUGCGCUUGUUUGGUUCAUCCUGAGGAUGAGUGA
Molecule: messenger RNA, 858 nt
Organism: Recurvomyces mirabilis
Lineage: Eukaryota; Fungi; Ascomycota; Dothideomycetes; Mycosphaerellales; Teratosphaeriaceae
Exons: 1
Coding region: 1-858 (285 amino acids)
Source: RefSeq, a predicted model, not a curated record